Anastrepha ludens (Mexican fruit fly) is the source of this 2234-nucleotide messenger RNA. RefSeq names its product nucleosomal histone kinase 1 (gene ball). The record is from RefSeq and is a predicted model, not a curated record. Gene Ontology annotation, biological process: peptidyl-serine phosphorylation; signal transduction. The transcript is spliced from 3 exons. Gene Ontology annotation, cellular component: cytoplasm; nucleus. Gene Ontology annotation, molecular function: ATP binding; protein serine/threonine kinase activity. Lineage: Eukaryota; Metazoa; Arthropoda; Insecta; Diptera; Tephritidae. Bases 142 to 2064 code for a protein of 640 amino acids.
ACAAUAAAAAAGAAAAACUCAAACAGAAUUCAACGGUUCGAUACAAAGCGCAUAAGGAUUGAAAAAUUGGCAUCGUUCUAAAAAUUGGCGCCUUUGCUAUACCAUUUUGAAACUUUAAAAGAUUUUUGCAGGAUUGCGAAGAUGCCGCGCGUAAUUAAAACAAAAGCAGGCACAACUGGUGCAUUAGCGGGAGGGGGCGUUGCAAAAAAAGUAUCUGCUCCUAAACGCAAUAAAUUGUAUGCAAUGCCAGAGAAGAUUGCUGAAGGUACAAUUCUGACUGAUUUAUCCAAGGGGCAAUGGUCUAUUGGAUCUUCGAUUGGAACUGGUGGAUUUGGGGAGAUCUACUCUGCUUGUCGUCUCGGUGAAAAAAAUUAUAAUUACGUUGUAAAGUGCGAGCCACACGGUAAUGGUCCACUAUUUGUCGAAAUGCACUUUUAUAUGCGUAAUGCUAAAUUAGAAGAUAUAAAACGAUUUCAACGUGACCAUGGUUUGAAAACGCUUGGCAUGCCAUACAUGAUUGGAAAUGGCUCAGUCGAGUUACAGGGAAUAAAGCACCGCUUUAUUGUUCUGCCCCGCUAUGGUAGUGAUAUUCAGAAACACUUUUUAGCCAAUGGACGCCGCUUACCCGAGGGAACAAUCUACAGGCUGGCAUUACAAAUGUUAGACGUGUACGAGUUUAUACACUCGUGUGGUUAUAUUCACGCUGAUUUAAAAGCUGCUAACAUUCUGUUAGGCUAUGGCAAAGAUGGCAAUAGUCAAGCUUACUUGGUUGAUUAUGGACUUGCUUCGCAUUACACGACAAAGGAAUUUAAACCGGACCCGAAGAAAAUGCACAACGGUACUAUUGAGUAUACAUCUCGCGAUGCACAUCUCGGUGUAGCUACAAUGCGUGCAGACUUUGAGAUUUUAGGCUAUAAUAUAAUAGAAUGGUCAGGCGCUCAAUUACCAUGGGUAAGGAGUAACCUACUGACAGCACCGGCAAAAGUGCAAAAGGCUAAAGAAGAAUUCAUUGCGGACGUAGAUAAUUGUUUAAAAACUUUGUAUCCUAAAGGCGUACCAGUGUCUAUAGCGGAGUAUAUGAAGUAUGUAGCCAAAAUGAAGUACGAUGAAAAACCAGACUAUGAAAAAUGUCGGAAAAUUUUCAUCAGUGCACUAAAAAUUAUGAAAAUACCCAAUAGUGGAGAAUUGAAAUUCACUAUGAACGGUGAUAAUAAUAAUCCCACACCGUCAACAAGCAAAGCACGCUCUAAAGUACUUAAAAAGCGUACUUCAGUGGAAAUGUGUGCAAGUGAUGACGAUGACGAUGAUGUAAUAUUUGAAGAAAAGAAACCUGUUAAAAAAGCACCACAGAGGCCGCUGAAAACUAUUGCCAAACGUUCGCCAAGAACUGUAGCCAGUCCAACGAAACCUUUUUCUCCUGUUAAAAAUGCAUCACCUCGUAAACAUAUCUCAACUCUGCGGGGUUCACCUGAAACUAAGAGUAUAUCCAAGUCGACGGCAAAAGCAAUGCCUGAUCGGAAGCGCCGGUCUUCGUCUUUCUCUCCUGCAAAGGUUAUUCGCAGCUCACCCUUAAACAAGAAAGCAAAAACUACGCCACAUGAAACCGAUAAUGGCCACAGAACUCGAACUCCAAACACGUCAAAUUCGCACACAACAAGAUCAACACCGAUUGCUGCAAGAGCGAAUAUAAAUUUCAGUCCUGCGAUUUCAUUGUCAACUUCGCGACCAGGAAAAACAAUUGUUAAUGACAAUACUACACCUGUACCACGAACAGGUAAAACUUAUGAAUUCAAUUUUGAAUUAGAUGUUAGUAUGGACGCUAAUGUUAUAGUUAACGUAAAACGUAAGAAGAAAGCAGCCGCCGCUUCUAAAGAUGGCAUGGCACAAAGUUCUAAGCUAGCGCGUUCCAACGGCCAAUCCACAACACAGAGGGAUAGCGCUGAGGAGAAAAAAAGUACACCAGUUACACGAGUAAAAGUGCGGAAACUGCCUAGUGAUGAUGCUUCCGACAGUCCACGUACACCAGCGGUUACUGUUAAAAAAUCAAGACGUGUGGUUUCAUAAAGAACUAUCGCUGUUAUAAAUGUUGCAUUUGUAUUUUCAUAAAACCCUAAUACAUUCAUUCUUUUUUAUAAUUAUAUAUGUAAUUGUUUCUUAUACAUACAAUUUUUGAAACCUCUUAAAUUUGUUGGCCCAUACAUUAAAUAAAUAUUUGUUUGUAAUUGACACUUGAA